AUGCUCCUACACAACUCGUGGGGCGCCUUGCCCGCCCUGCUAAUCCUCGCUCUCUCUCGCUUCUCAAAUGCCGCCUGCGAGUGCGGAUACUCGGUCAACUCCACCAGCGACUCUUCCUAUGCCGUCUUCACCGAGCUGCUUGAAAAUGACUUUCUCCACACAAAGACCGACGACUUCUCCACGGUAGGAUGGAGACCCCAGCAGUACAACAUGACGGCCCAGAUGGCCAGAGGCCCCUUUGGCAAGGCUAUGGAAGUCGGCAAUGUUCUCUCCAACCCUCUCAAGGACGACAAGGCAUGGGCGGGAGAUGCCGAGCACGGCGGAGAUGCCGGACUCGAGCUGUGGGUUCGUGGCAAUCACGCAGACGGCUUCGUGAGCGGUGCCGAGAUUGUUAGCAUACGCAACGACUCGCUACUCGGCAGUUUCCGUGUGGGCAUGAAGUUGUCCAACUCGUCUGGAACUUGCGGCGCAUUCUUCUUUUACCACAACAACUCGCAAGAAAUUGACAUGGAAUUCCUCUCGCAUCAAUUCAACGAAUCCCAAGGCGCCGUAAACCUGGUUCUCCAAAGCCCCCAAUCCGUCUCCAACGGUUUCGCUGCUCAGGGAACAAACGGCUUUGUAGUCAAGCAACUCCCAUUCCGCCCAGACGAAAAGUUCCACGAGUACCGCUUUGACUGGACCCCUGGCAGCGUCGAGUUUUUUGUUGAUGGUCAACUCCUCCACCGAAUGACCGAAAACGUUCCCCAGGAAGGCGGCAGCAUCUUCUUCAACCACUGGAGCAAUGGCGACCCAUCAUGGUCGGCAGGACCACCCGACCGAGACACUGUUAUGACAAUCUCCUACCUCAAGAGCUACUUCAACUCAACUGAUACCGAGCGAUCGCAAAACGACUACAAGAAGCGCUGUCCUACAUUCGACCCGGCCAAGGUCUGUGCCAUUCCCAACCAAAUGAGCGCACCGGACCCAAGUCAAGGCGCCGAAGCGGCCAAGACGUACUUCUUCUCGACAGACCCCAAGGGCGACAUGACUCCUGGCCAGACAACGUACAAGAACGCGGCGACAAGCAUAUUCGGCGUUCCGCUAUCAUCAAUCGUCAUUCCAUCAAUCAUUUCCAUGCUCAGCUUAGCCAUGGCAUGGUAG
Molecule: messenger RNA, 1140 nt
Organism: Bipolaris zeicola 26-R-13
Lineage: Eukaryota; Fungi; Ascomycota; Dothideomycetes; Pleosporales; Pleosporaceae
Product: glycoside hydrolase family 16 protein
Exons: 3
Coding region: 1-1140 (379 amino acids)
Biological process (GO): carbohydrate metabolic process
Molecular function (GO): hydrolase activity, hydrolyzing O-glycosyl compounds
Source: RefSeq, a predicted model, not a curated record